Gekko japonicus is the source of this 3241-nucleotide messenger RNA. It is a transcript of the gene RBM12B, whose product is annotated as RNA binding motif protein 12B. The record is from RefSeq and is a predicted model, not a curated record. Bases 405 to 2750 code for a protein of 781 amino acids. The transcript is spliced from 2 exons. Gene Ontology annotation, molecular function: RNA binding. NCBI's taxonomy places the organism in Eukaryota, Metazoa, Chordata, Lepidosauria, Squamata, Gekkonidae. Gene Ontology annotation, biological process: regulation of RNA splicing. Gene Ontology annotation, cellular component: ribonucleoprotein complex; nucleoplasm.
CAGUGCUGAGUGGGCUGUUCAAUUUUCAGCUCUGUGUGGACCUAUUGAAGACUACUCUUGGCAUAUUUCUGUCAUUUACUGAAGUCAUUUGUAAUAUUUGGAUGUUUUAAAAAAUGGAUAUACCAGCCAGCAUGCUCUUCAGUUGACAUUUUUCUUCUUUUUGUAUAUCCCUUGGAAUGGGGAUGCAACUUAGUUCAAGACCACCCACCAACAUUUCUCUUUUCACUCGUUAUUGUUGUUCAUGGUUAUUGAAAUACCCUAGUAAUGUGGCACAAUAUGUAAACCAAACUGUUUGUUAGCCAUUAAUUAUGUUUCAUUUUCUUUCCACAGUUAAAUUGAUUUCUCAGACUUUUAUCAGGCCUACCAAGUGAAACAGGUGAUUAUUGCUGUGAGUUGAGCUCAGAAUGGCAGUAGUCAUCCGUUUACAGGGGCUUCCUGUUGUUGCGGGUUCUGCAGAUAUUCGCCGUUUCUUCUCAGGAUUGGAAAUUCCUGAUGGAGGUGUACAUAUCAUUGGAGGAGAAAAAGGGGAAGCCUUUAUUAUCUUUGCAACAGAUGAAGAUGCACGACAAGGAAUGAGCUUUUCAGGAGGAUUUGUCAAGGAUUCACGUAUUGAGCUUUUCCUCAGCAGCAAGACUGAAAUGCAGCAUAUAAUAGACGUUAGUCGAAACAGAUCUGAUCACGGUGGGAGAGAGACAGGAACUGGGUCUAGAUGGGCAGGUUCUAGUAAUUCAGGAGCUGGGAACCUUUCAAACCUAGUUGCAGCGAUUAAAAAAGGAAUUGGAAAAUCCAGCUAUGGUUCCCUGGAUCACGUGGAGGAUGACUUUCAUUCCAGUGGUUCUCAUAACAGUGAUACAGAGGUUUCAAAAUCAAUUUCUAAUCAGUCCAAGAAAGAGUCAUUUAACUCGGAAAAUGUGUACGUGUUUCUUCGUGGGUUGCCUUACACAGCAUCAGAAGAUGAUGUCCUUAAUUUCUUCUCAGAAUUGCAAGUGGAGGGAGUGAUCCUGUUACAAAAUGAGAAUGAUCUACCAAGUGGUGAUUGUGUGGUAAAAUUUGCUACACCAAAUGAUGCCGUGAAAGCACUGCAACGUAAUCGGGAGUAUAUGGGUUUAAGAUAUAUAGAAGUACGUCCCUCUAAUAAAGGAACAUGGUUUAAGUACAGUAGAAGUGGAGAUGAGCAAAUGGAUAAUUCUUUCAAAAGCUUUGCUCAGUUAAAUGAGGAAAGUUCUCCAAGCAGAGAAUAUUCAAGAAGAGAAUCAAAUUACAUGCCUGCAAGACAACAGUCACAUUCAAGGACUCCUCCAAGGAGACAUGUAGCACGCUCCCGUUCACCGUCUGCUCCAAGGAGAUAUUUGGCACACUCUCAUUCAACGUCUCCUUCAAGGAGAUAUUUGGCACACUCUCGUUCACCGUCUGCUCCAAGGAGAUAUUUGGCACGCUCUCGUUCACCGUCUGCUCCAAGGAGAUAUUUGGCACGCUCUCGUUCACCGUCUGCUCCAAGGAGAUAUUUGGCACGCUCUCAUUCAACAUCUCCUUCAAGGAGAGCUGUGGUGCAUUCCCGUUCAGGCUCUCUUCAGAGGACAGCUGCGGCACGCUCCCGUUCACCUCUCUCCCAUUCCACCCUGCCUCAUUCAUCAAACAGUACGGAGUUUUAUAUACAUAUAAAAAAUCUGUCACCUGCUGUUGAGAAAAGAGAUUUGAGAGUAUUCUUCAGAGAGCUAGAUAUAACUAACCGUGACAUUACACUUUUAAAGUCAGAUAGUAACUAUGAAAAAAAAAGGGAAGCGUUUGUGCUGUUCAGAUCAUUCAGCGAAUAUCAGACUGCACUGAAGUAUCACAAGGAGAAUCUUUUUGGUCAAGCAGUUCUCAUUUUCCCCACUUCUAAAAAAUCAAUUUUGCAAAUCAUUGAACCUUCAGGAAGUAAAAGAUCAUCAGAAAGGCAUCACCAUGCAAAGGAAAAAAGGGAUGGAUAUGCUGGCCAAAAGACUUGCGUAUAUGUAAGGAACUUUCCAUUCGAUGUGACAAAUGUUGAAGUUCAGAAGUUCUUUGCAGGAUUUAAUAUUGAUAACAGUGACAUACAUUUGCUUUAUGAUGACAAAGGAAUUGGAUUGGGAGAAGCACUGGUCAAAUUCAGAUCUGAAGAUCAAGCCCGGAAAGCCGAGAGUUUAAAUCGUCGACGGUUUUUGGGAACAGAAGUACUACUAAGGUGUAUACCUGAGGAGCAAAUGCAGGAAUUUGGAAUUCACAUCUCAUCAAUGUCUAGUGAAAAAAUGCAGGCUCACCCCCAUGCACAUGCCAGAAGUGAACAUUUUUAUGCAGGUGGUUCUCAAGGGCCAGCAGCGCAGGGAAACCUAAAGCAUCCGUCUGAUUAUAGAUGUUCUGAUGACUUCCUGUGCUCACCUGAUCGUUUUAGAGGUCCUCCAUCUUUUCCAGAUUUCCACAGUGAAGGUAAUCCUGGAGGUUUCCCUGAGGGGCACUUUAUGCCCGACUCUAAUUUCCGUGGUGGUUCUGAUCGCGUCACACUGAUCAAAAUGAAGAAUAUACCAUUUCGAGCGACUCCUAAUGAAAUUCUGGAUUUCUUCCAUGGCUAUAAGAUCAUACCAGAAUCACUUUCUAUUCAUCACAAUGAUUAUGGAUUGCCUUCUGGAGAAGCUACCCUUGCUCUGGUGAAUUAUGAUGAGGCCAUGGCAGCUGUUAAUGAAUUGAACGACCGGCCAUUUGGCCACCGCAAAGUUAGGCUAACCUUAGCAUAGAUGAAAAUGUGCUGAAGAAGAAAAUAAAAUACAGUUACAGUAUUACGUUAGAGCCAGACUUGCAUUUUUAUUACUGAGAAAUGGGGGGCAAAACCCCUUAAAAUGUUUGUAAAUAAUUUUACAUCUAGUUUAAAUUUUAUAUUUUCCUCCCUGAACUUUAGGGGAGUUUUGGACAGCAUUCGAUCAUUUCAAUAGUUCUAACACACUGACUUGCCAAGUGUGUAUCUAUGUGUAUGGCUGUAUAUAUUUUACAGCAUAUUUAAAUAUGCUGUUUUGCUAAUCUGCAUUUUCCGAGCCAUUAGUCAGCAAGCUUUAAGUCCCCGCUCUAAAUACUACGAACAUGCUAGUUGUAUGAGUUUAAGUCCCGCUCUAAAACUACAAACAUGCUAGUUGUAUGAGUUUAUCUUCUCGCCCAUUGUUACAUUCAACGGCAAGUUAAAUUCUAAGUGUUUUGGUAAUGUCUCCUCCACAGUUCUUUAAAAAUAAAUUAC